CGGCGGGCGCGGCGGCGGCGGGGCCGGGACCAGGGCCGGGGCCGGGGCGGGCGGCGUGGGGGCGGUAUGAGGGCCGGCGGCCCGGGGGGCUGAGGCGCCCGCCGCCUGCCGCGGGGCCGCACGCGUCCUCCAUGGAGGCCGGAGAGGAACCGCUGCUGCUGGCUGAGCUCAAGCCCGGGCGUCCCCACCAGUUCGAUUGGAAGUCGAGCUGCGAAACCUGGAGCGUGGCCUUCUCCCCAGAUGGUUCAUGGUUCGCGUGGUCUCAAGGACACUGCAUCGUCAAGCUGAUCCCCUGGCCGCUGGAGGAGCACUUCAUCCCUAAAGGGUUUGAAGCCAAAAGCCGGAGCAGCAAAAAUGACACAAAAGGGCGAGGCAGCCCAAAGGAGAAGACUCUGGACUGUGGGCAGAUUGUCUGGGGUUUGGCCUUCAGCCCGUGGCCUUCUCCACCCAGCAGGAAGCUCUGGGCACGCCACCAUCCCCAGGUGCCAGACAUCUCUUGCCUGAUCCUCGCUACAGGACUCAAUGAUGGGCAGAUCAAGAUUUGGGAGGUGCAGACAGGGCUCCUGCUUUUGAAUCUUUCCGGCCACCAAGAUGUUGUGAGAGAUCUAAGCUUCACGCCCAGCGGCAGUUUGAUUUUGGUGUCAGCAUCUCGGGAUAAGACUCUUCGCAUCUGGGACCUGAACAGACAUGGUAAACAGAUCCAGGUGUUAUCGGGCCACCUGCAGUGGGUUUACUGCUGCUCUGUCUCCCCGGACUGCAGCAUGCUGUGCUCUGCAGCUGGAGAGAAGUCGGUCUUUCUGUGGAGCAUGCGGUCCUACACGUUAAUCCGGAAGCUAGAGGGCCACCAAAGCAGUGUUGUCUCUUGUGACUUCUCACCUGACUCCGCCUUGCUCGUCACGGCUUCUUACGAUACCAACGUGAUCAUGUGGGACCCCUAUACUGGCGAGAGGCUGAGGUCACUCCACCACACCCAGCUUGACCCCCCCAUGGACGACAGUGAUGUCCACAUUAGCUCCCUGAGGUCCGUGUGCUUCUCUCCCGAAGGCUUGUACCUCGCCACGGUGGCGGAUGACAGACUCCUCAGGAUCUGGGCCCUGGAACUGAAAACUCCAAUCGCAUUUGCUCCUAUGACCAAUGGUCUUUGCUGCACAUUUUUUCCACAUGGUGGAGUUAUUGCCACAGGGACAAGAGAUGGCCACGUCCAGUUCUGGACAGCUCCGAGGGUCCUGUCCUCACUGAAGCACUUAUGCCGGAAAGCCCUUCGAAGUUUCCUAACCACCUACCAAGUGCUAGCACUGCCGAUCCCCAAGAAAAUGAAAGAGUUCCUCACAUACAGGACUUUUUAAGCCACGCCCCCACAGUCUCAUACUUGUUUUCUUGGUAGCAGGAUAAACCUCCCUGGCAGGGGAGCAGCUGGAACCAGGGGCCAGUCGUCAGGUCUUGGCUCCGAAGAUCAUUUCUUUUUGGGACUGUGAACAGAAUGUAGCGAAACCAGAUACCAGUGGACUAGUCACCAGGGAUUUUCUCCGUGACAUGGGAGGUCAGUCACAGAGGGGGACUCCGGCUCCGCGACAGCUGAGCCUUCCCUUAAAUCCUGAGUCCGCUUACAGACGGCAGCGCCCAGCACCUUUUAAAGUCAUGGUUUUGAUUCAAGCGCAGUUACUCAUGUUGAUUCGGUAAGAAGGGUCAGCAGGCCUCAGGAGCCUCUGUGUCGGGGCGGAGUUGGGUCCCUCGACUGGCAAGCGUGGCUUCUGCCCCGUACUUAAACGUUGUCGUGUUUCACACACAGUGGUGACACUGUUCUGAAGUUCUCUCCUGCUGUGUCAGAGUGGCUUUGAUAUUGGCAAGUGCCGUCCUCCCUCUGGCUCCCCUCAGACCGGCAGGACAAAGUUUUCACGGAGCCGUGUGCCGUGAGGUAUUGACUAAAUUGCAGCUGACUCAGAGGCCGUGCUCCCGACUGAUACACUAUAAAUGGCUUUUUUUUUUUUUUUUUUUUAACAGUGGUGUGCAUGUGCAGGCGAUGACAGAUGUGUAUGUCCGGUCCCACACAGAUGUCCCCCUAAACUGCAUGACUGUUCAGAUGGCCACCGCGUUGCAGGUGUUUGCCAUUUGUAGCAUAUUUAUUUGUAUUUUCUCAGCAGAUGUUAAGGUACAACUGUGUUUCCCUCCAUGGUAUCUAAAAACCAUAGUUGUUAAGCCGA
Neofelis nebulosa (Clouded leopard) is the source of this 2201-nucleotide messenger RNA. RefSeq names its product WD repeat and SOCS box containing 2 (gene WSB2). The transcript is spliced from 9 exons. Gene Ontology annotation, molecular function: protein binding. Gene Ontology annotation, biological process: intracellular signal transduction. Bases 132 to 1346 code for a protein of 404 amino acids. The record is from RefSeq and is a predicted model, not a curated record. Lineage: Eukaryota; Metazoa; Chordata; Mammalia; Carnivora; Felidae.